AUGCUUAGAAGAACAAAGACAGGAAUAACGACUGUUGCUACUCACUCGAUGUUUCGAAUAUUGAGGAGGAGAUACUCCGUAACUUCCCACUUCAAAUUGAAUGAUAGAUAUAAACUGAAGUGUGGUCUCGAGAUCCAUACCCAAUUGAAUACGAAGAACAAGCUAUUUUCAGCAUCUAACAAUAAAUCCUCGUCGCAUUUCAACUCCAUACCAAAUUCACAAGUAAGCUUUUUCGAUUUAGCUUUACCUGGAACACAACCAUUGUUGAACUAUGAACCAAUCUUAUUUGCAACUAAAUUAGCUUUAUCCCUUAAUUCUGAAAUAAAUUUAAACUCUUCAUUUGAUAGGAAACAUUACUUCUAUGCUGAUCAACCACAGGGUUAUCAAAUAACUCAACAUUAUUCACCCUUUGCUCAACAUGGUCACAUGAAUUUGUUCCGAGAUAUUGAUAACAUUGAACAAGAACAAAAGAGGAUUAACAUCACACAAUUGCAAAUCGAACAGGACACGGGUAAAUCUACUUAUUUACAAGAUGAGAAGAUAACACUGAUAGAUCUGAAUAGAUCUAAUGUACCCCUCAUUGAACUGGUCACAGAACCAGAUUUUACUGAGCUGCAGCAGGUAAAAGCAUUCAUCAAGAAAUACCAGAACUUAAUUCGUCAUCUUCACAUUUCUACGGGGGAUCUUGAAACUGGGGCCAUGAGAGUUGAUGUUAAUGUUUCUAUUAAUGAAUAUCCUAGAAUCGAAUUGAAAAAUUUACCAAACACUUCAUCCAUCAUCCAUGCCAUUAAAUUUGAAUAUGAAAGACAAAUUAGAAUUAUUGAAACCGGUGGCACCAUCCCAUCCAUGGAAACAAGAGGUUGGGAUGCUAAUAAGAUGGAAACUGUGAAAUUGAGAAGCAAAGAAGGUAUUAUGGAUUAUCGUUAUAUGCCUGAUCCAGAGUUACCUAACGUGACAUUGUCUGAGGAUAUAAUCACGAACGUGAGGGAAACUUUACCGAUCCUUCCGGAUACGCUAAUACAUAAGUUAAUGAGCGAACCAUUUAAUUUAUCACUAAAGGAUGCUAAAAUUUUGACUAUUAAGAGCAAUAAUCAAAAUGACCUAUAUGACCAUGAAUCAUUAAGAAACUAUUAUUUAGAAACAUUUACAGAAUACAAGAAUCAAGUCGGAUCGACUAUAAACUGUAAACUCCCCACAACAUGGAUUAUACAUGAAUUAUUAGGUGAUCUGAAUAAAUUACAAAUACCGCUUUUGCAAUGUGAAGCAAUUUUAACUCCUCAAUUGUUCAGUGAGUUUUUGUUACUGUUGCAUAAGGAGAAAAUUUCAAAUACAAGUGGGAAAUUAUUGUUGUUCCACAUCCUUGAGACAAUGAAGGAAGUAUCAUAUGAUAAAACAAUGGAACUCAAUUUAAACAAAUUAAUAAAAGAGUUUAAUCUUGAGUUAACUAAUAAUGAUGUUGGUGAUAAUGAACUAACAGAAAUUUGUCAACAAAUCUUGGACAAUUUAAAUAACGAUAAGAUGAUUCAAGACAUUAAAUCAGGUAAGAAACCCAAAUCAAUAAAAUUCAUAAUUGGUCAAGGUAUGAGAUUAUAUCAAGGACGAAUUAAACCUCAAGAUUUUGAAAGAAAGUUCAAAGAACUAUUAAAUGUGAAAUAA
Messenger RNA from Naumovozyma castellii, 1656 nucleotides. It is a transcript of the gene PET112, whose product is annotated as glutamyl-tRNA(Gln) amidotransferase subunit PET112. The coding region runs from base 1 to 1656 and encodes 551 amino acids. The transcript has a single exon. The record is from RefSeq and is a predicted model, not a curated record. Lineage: Eukaryota; Fungi; Ascomycota; Saccharomycetes; Saccharomycetales; Saccharomycetaceae.